AUGCCUGUACUGACCGGCCCUACUCUUCUUCUCCCUCCAUUGGCCUCUCCUUCCCCAAUGUCGUACCCUCCUUCGGACCCUCGUCGUGGUCACGAGCGGCCAGUCCUGCCUCCCAUUCAGGACUUGAUAAGAGAGAUUUCGUCUCCUCGCGCCCCACCAGAAUCCCCGGCCACGACGCUUGCCCGCUUACGAGUUAAUGAAGAGGAUAGAUAUAACCCUGCAACCUAUCCUCGGUCUUCCAGCUCAAGGCCACCAUCUCGAUCUCACCCGGACCCAUCUUCCUACGCGUCCUCAACAACGCGUUACCAUACUGUUCCGUACGACAGAUCGCGAGCUAACCCUGGCUUGUACCCGGACUACCAACAGCAACAACAACAGCAACAACCUCGGACAGUGUCGUAUGACAGGGCUUAUUCGACAUACGACCCACGGCCUGGUCCAUCCCAUCCACAAGGCUACUAUCCACCGCCAACAAUGCCGACCAGUAUUGCCGUCCCCCAUUAUCAGCCUUCGGGAGUUCCCGCUUAUGCAACCCCCGAAAGCUCUGCGACCAAGUACGAAUGCCCAUACUGCGGAAAGGGCUUCACUCGACCCAGUAGUCUGAAGAUUCACCUCAACAGCCAUACGGGAGAGAAACCCUUCGUUUGUCCCGUUGAGGGUUGUGGUCGGAGUUUCAGCGUGCUUAGCAACAUGCGUCGGCAUGCCAGAGUCCAUGUUGCUCCCUCGGCAAUGGAUGUUGACGGCACUCCAUCACUUCACCCAACAACCUCAUCAUCUUCAUCAAGGACCCACCGUCGUCGCACAAGUAGUGCAAGCUCCAACUCCCGACGAAGCCAUAGCGUCUCUUCUGACGAAGAGGAGGAAGAUUUUGGUCGCCCAGAGCAACGGACUCGCCAGGGCAGGUAG
Mycena indigotica is the source of this 906-nucleotide messenger RNA. RefSeq lists its product as uncharacterized. Lineage: Eukaryota; Fungi; Basidiomycota; Agaricomycetes; Agaricales; Mycenaceae. Gene Ontology annotation, cellular component: transcription regulator complex; PcG protein complex. Gene Ontology annotation, biological process: regulation of transcription by RNA polymerase II. The record is from RefSeq and is a predicted model, not a curated record. The transcript has 6 exons. Gene Ontology annotation, molecular function: RNA polymerase II cis-regulatory region sequence-specific DNA binding; DNA-binding transcription factor activity, RNA polymerase II-specific. Bases 1 to 906 code for a protein of 301 amino acids.